UUCUCUUGCCAUAGCGGAUACCGAGGCGCACAUCACACACACACUCCUCCACACCGUCAGAGGCGUCGUUUGAAAAAGCGCGCGCAAAAACAAAAACUAACGCGAAGGCAGAAGGAAGGCGAACAAAAAAAAAACCAACGACAAAAGUCGCGCGCGAUUCGUAAGCUGUUUACUUUGCCAUUAUAAAUCCGGCGAGCGCUUUCCCUGUGUUUGUGUUGAUGUUGUGCGAAAAACGAUAGGCGAUUGAGGACACAAACAAGCGAUUACCAAUAGGCCAGAGCCGCUCAGCUUGACAAGUAAUCCAUUUGAAAAUGUCUCCGCAACUGGGUGGUCGACGCCACCGUCACGCCCAUGAGCCGCGACAGGAGCAACAAAACUACAAACUGCAACAAGUACAGUCGCCGCCAAUGGUGCCAGUGAUGCUGCUGCUGCUAAUGCUGACGCUGCUAACGCGGCCACUGAGCGCCUUCUCGAACCGCCUGUCGGACACGAAGCUGCACGAGAUCUAUCUCGAUGACAAGGAAAUCAAGCUCAGCUGGAUGGUGGACUGGUACAAGCAGGAAGUUCUCUUUCACCUGCAAAACGCGUUCAACGAGCAGCAUCGCUGGUUCUAUUUGGGCUUCUCUAAGCGGGGCGGCCUCGCCGAUGCGGAUAUUUGCUUCUUUGAGAAUCAGAACGGCUUCUUCAAUGCGGUCACCGACACGUACACUAGUCCGGAUGGGCGCUGGGUGCGCAGGGACUACCAGCAGGACUGCGAGGUCUUCAAAAUGGAUGAGUUUACGCUGGCAUUCAAGCGAAAGUUCGACACUUGCGAUCCCCUCGAUUUGCGGCUACACGAGGGCACCAUGUAUGUGGUGUGGGCGCGUGGCGAGUCUGAGCUUGCCCUGGAGGACCAUCAGUUCGCGCUGCCCAAUGUGACGUCACCCCACGAGGCGGGCAUAAAGAUGCUGCAAAUUCUGCGUGCCGACAAGAUACUUAUUCCCGAAACCGAUUUGGAUAUGGUGGAGAUCACGCUCUCGAAGGCGCCCAUACCCAGCGAGGAGACCACCUACUGGUGCCACGUGCAGCGUCUGGAUGAGUUCGUUCAACAGCGCCAUCACAUUGUGCAGUUCGAGCCGGUGGUGAAGACUCCGAGCAUUGUGCACCACAUGGAGGUAUUUCAUUGCGAGGCCGGGGAGCAUGAGGAGAUGCCGCUGUAUAACGGUGACUGCACAAAUCUGCCGGCCAAGGCCAAGGUCUGCUCAAAGGUGAUGGCCCUCUGGGCCAUGGGCGCCAGCACAUUCACGUAUCCGCCAGAGGCUGGUCUGCCCAUCGGUGGCCCCGGCUACAAUCCCUAUGUCCGGCUCGAGGUGCACUUCAAUAAUCCCGAGAAACAGGCCGGGCUCAUUGAUAGCUCCGGCUUUCGCAUCAAGAUGUCAAAGAGUCUGCGACAAUUCGAUGCAGGCGUCAUGGAACUGGGGCUGGAGUACACGGACAAGAUGGCCAUACCGCCGGGCCAGACGGCCUUUCCAUUGAGCGGCUACUGCGUGGCAGAUUGCACGAAGGCCGCCCUACCGGCGACGGGCAUCAUCAUAUUUGGCUCCCAGCUGCACACGCAUCUGCGCGGCGUGCGGGUCCUCACGCGUCACUUCCGUGGCGAGCAGGAGUUGCGAGAGGUCAACCGUGACGACUACUACUCGAAUCACUUCCAGGAGAUGCGCACGCUGCACUACAAGCCACGUGUGCUGCCCGGCGAUGCUCUGGUGACCACUUGCUACUACAACACCCUGAACGAUACGAGAACUGCCCUGGGGGGCUUCUCCAUCAGCGACGAAAUGUGCGUCAACUACAUCCACUACUAUCCGGCCACCAAGCUGGAGGUCUGCAAGAGUUCCGUGUCCGAGGAGACGCUCGAGAAUUACUUUAUCUACAUGAAGCGCACGGAGCACCAGCGCGGCAUACACCUGAAUGGGGCACGUUCGGCGAAUUAUCGAAGCAUCGAGUGGAGCCAGCCGCGCGUCGACCAACUCUAUACGAUGUACAUCCAGGAGCCGCUUAGCAUGCAGUGCAACAAAUCGGAUGGUGGGCGCUUCGCGGACCGCAGCUGGGAGGGCGUGGCACCUACGGCUGUGCAGAUCAAAAUACCCAUACACCGGAAGCUCUGUCCCAACUAUAAUCCGUUGUGGUUGAGGCCACUGGAGAAGGGUGAAUGCGAUUUGCUUGGCGAGUGCAUCUACUGAGUGGAGUAAGCCCAAAGAAUUGAGCAUGGGCAUGGCAGCACAAACACACAGACACACACACACACACACACACACGAUUACAUUGGGAUUUUGGGAAUUUUAUUUAAGUUUGUUCGUUUUAAUUGUUGUUUUUUUUUGUUGCUUUAUCGACAUCAUCAGAUGCCAUCAUCAUGGUCACUGGCAGGCGUCGAGCAAACCUUCCUUCGUCCGAUUGAAGGCUUCAAGACAAUAGGCUAAAAGAAAUGUUUUCACUCUUUGAAUAACUAAUGCACUUGCCUCCAACACUCCUCCACCACUUCUGCACUCAGCCACUCGGUUUUGUUUGUGUUGUUUAUGCUGUUCGUGUGGGUUUGGGUGUGCCCGUGCCCCCUGCUGCUGUGGGCCAGGCCUUUGAAAUUUGCCGACUGACAGCGCCGCCAGGCUUAACGUUUAAUACCAAGCAGCAAAGACAGACGCACAAACACCCACACCCCCACACAUAUACACACACACAGAGGAGGUCGCAAGAGAAGUACAGGCCACAGCUGUGCACAGCAACGAAUCCAAAAUUGUAGCAUACUUUUCAGCACCAGCUGCAGAAAUUAAAUGGGCAACUGACUAAAUGAAUGAAAGAAUGACUGAAUGAACGAACGACGGAGGAAGGCCACCAGGGUAAGAGCAAGUUCAGUCCAACUACUGGAAUCUGGUCGGUUAGGUCCGGUCCGGCCCGGUCCGGUCCUUUGCCGUUUGAAUGAGCCAACGGCUCUGUUUAUACAAUAUAAAUGAGCAAACUUCUGAUGCAUUCCGGACGUGGCAAAGCAGCAAGCAGCUCACUCACACUUGCACUUGGACCUAGACUUGAACACAGAGGACACAGUCUUCUGGCAGACGCUAAUUAUCCAGAAGUAAAGAAAUUUGAGCAGUUGCAAGUUUGCAAAUUUGAGUCAUGAAGAUUGAAUAAAUAUUGCCAGCUGCAGAUUUGAGUGCCAAUUGCAGGUUUGAAGAGUCGUACAAAAUGUAGAACAGUUUUUAGCAUAAAGGAAUAUUGCCUUCUGUCAGCUGUCGCUUGUCGUCGAAAAUGGAUCGUACAGAAUGUUUUUGUAUAUGGGACAUGGGCUACCAACAGCCAGGAGCUUAUGUAUUCAUGUAUGUGCCAUUCAAAUGAAAACAUAAAGAAGAUGUCAUAUGCACAGGCACAUUCGAUGGCACAUUUGACAAUUUCCUUUGGUCUUUUUCUAUUUGAUGAAAUCUGACUAAUUGUAUGACAUGCAACAAACUGUUGACUGUUGAUUGCUGACUGGUGACUGAUGAUGAUGAUGAUGAUGAUGAUGCUGAUGACACACGCACACAAACAUACAUAUGAGUAAACAUGUAAUGGAUACAUUUAGGAGUAGCCAACAUAUGUAAGAUGUGAUAAUUGUUCUAUGGCUAUAAACAAAUAUAUAUACAACAA
Drosophila guanche is the source of this 3651-nucleotide messenger RNA. RefSeq names its product tyramine beta-hydroxylase (gene Tbh). Bases 312 to 2219 code for a protein of 635 amino acids. Lineage: Eukaryota; Metazoa; Arthropoda; Insecta; Diptera; Drosophilidae. The record is from RefSeq and is a predicted model, not a curated record. Gene Ontology annotation, molecular function: copper ion binding; dopamine beta-monooxygenase activity. Gene Ontology annotation, cellular component: secretory granule membrane. The transcript is spliced from 8 exons. Gene Ontology annotation, biological process: dopamine catabolic process; norepinephrine biosynthetic process; octopamine biosynthetic process.